Molecule: messenger RNA, 2190 nt
Organism: Panicum hallii
Lineage: Eukaryota; Viridiplantae; Streptophyta; Magnoliopsida; Poales; Poaceae
Product: ubiquitin-like-specific protease 1C
Exons: 14
Coding region: 199-2016 (605 amino acids)
Biological process (GO): proteolysis
Molecular function (GO): cysteine-type peptidase activity
Source: RefSeq, a predicted model, not a curated record
CCGCCCGCCGCCCGCCGCCCGCCGCAGCCGAAUCUUCCUUCCAGCGUAAGCUGCUGAUGAUUAGCGGCGGCAACCUCCAUUUUUUUUCACCCGGCUACGGUUUCCCUCGCACAAACCCCCAAAAGGCAAAACCCCCCCAAUUCCAUCUCCCCCCAUCUCUCCCCUCCCCCGAUCGCAGGCCGAUCGGCGGCGGCGGCGAUGGCGCUCGUGCGCCCCCGGAUCGAUAUCGACUGGAAGGCCCCCCGGGCGUCGUCGGACGACGAGAAGCGGCGCGGGACCUCCUACCCCACCAGGAGGUUUGGGGGCCUGCGCGGCGAGCUCGAGCAGCGGCGCGGCGAGCGUGGCCCCGCCGCGGUUGCGGACGACGGGGCGAACCGCCGGGUGACGCGCGCGGCCGCGAAGGCUGCUGCUCGGGGACCGGAUGCUCGCUCCGAUGCUGCCAAUGUAUUCAACUUCAGUCAGGAGGAUGAGGAGGGGGAAGAUGCGGGCCGCAAAUACUCUCCCUGUUCUAGUGGAAAAAAGAAUUAUGGCGUGCUACCUAUUAUUAAACGCAAACGCCAUGGGCAUGUUGGACCAAGGACUAUACCAGUGGAUAAGAUGUACUCAAGCCAACCAUUUUCAAAAUCUGGGAACCAGCAGAGGGCUCAUUCCAUUGAUCCAGAGGAGUCGGAUCAUGGAAAAUGUCAGCAGAGUGAAAGUUUCAGUUUCAGUAGAUUUUCCAAGAGGAGGAAGGAACAGCUUCAGGAUUCAUCCUCCGUUUAUUCUCGAAAGGUUCAAGAUGUGGUUCUAUUGGAUGAUGAAGAUAUGCAAACUGAGGGAGAAGUAAACUAUGAGAUUUCUGACAUACGGAAUGAACCAAAGAUCUACUACCCAUCAAGAGAUGAUCCAGAAGCCGUGGAGCUCACCAGCUCAGAUAUUAGCUGUCUUGACCCUGGAGCAUUUUUGUCGUCACCGGUGAUAAACUACUACAUCCAGAACAUCAAAAGGACCAGAUUGAACCGUGAAGAUUGCAGAGACAAAUUCUACAUAUUUAACACGUAUUUUUAUGGAAAGCUUGAAGAAGCAUUGUAUCAGCUGGGUGACUUGUCAAAGUUGAGAAGAUGGUGGAAAGGUGUCAAUAUAUUUCAUAGAGCAUACGUCAUCUUGCCGAUCCAUGGGGCGGUACACUGGAGCUUGGUAAUCAUUUGCAUGCCUGCAAAAGAGAGUGUUUCAGGACCAAUCAUACUUCAUCUGGACUCCCUCGGGAUGCAUCACAGUACUAAGAUCUUGAACACAGUUGGGAGAUACCUUGAAGAAGAAUGGCAGCACUUAAAGAAGAAUACUUCUCCUGAGACAUCAGUUUCGGAGAUAAUAUGUGAGGAUCUUCCAAGUAAUAUACACAAGGAAAAAGUUCAGGUUCCACAACAGAAUAAUGCGUACGACUGUGGCAUCUUCAUGCUUUAUUACAUUGAACAGUUUAUAAGAGAGGCACCAGAAAGGUUCACGAUAGAUAACCUUGACAUGUUUAAUUGCAGUUGGUUCAAACCUGAAGAUGCUUCUGGGCUAAGGCUGAGAAUAAGAGAGCUACUGCAGGAAGCAUUUGAAAGUGCCUGUCAUGUACUGCAGUACAUACAACAGACGUCGAAGAGCGCGGGAUGUGCGGCGCGCAGAAGAACGCGCGAUGCGCGCAGCAGGAGCACGAGCAGAGGAAGCUACGAGUUGCGUAGCCGAGGUCCGGCCAGUCAGGGGUUCAACGCCCUUGACAACUUGGUAUCACGAUCCCGGCGAUCCUCGCCUACUCGACCCCCUUCGUCUUCUGUUGCCGCCGGGCCCUCUUCACCAGGCUCCGCUACUUCCUGCGCCACUCCGGCCAUCGGGGAUGACCUCAAGGCUACCGUCGAGGACCUCACCAAGGCUGUCCAAGCCCUCCAGGCCACCGCCGAGGCUAAUGCCAGGGCCAUCCAAGCCCUGUCCACCGAUCAACCGUCGUCCGCUGGCCACCCCCCAUCGUCUGGUGAACAUUGUUACAUAAUAUGAUCAGUUGAUCAUUAGGAAAAGAAUGGAAGAAAACUGCCAGACGUUGAUCACGACGGUUGCCUGUUGAAUGGCCACGAUCUCCUCUUAACGGACGUCUCCUCCAUUUCUCCUCCGCUUCCAUGCAUGUAUAAAUACAGAGCAAUGAAUAAAGAUUGUGUGACUUUGCCCCAUUAA